AUGGCCCAAACUGUGACAACAUCUUUGGAGUCUGUCCAACCAGAUCCUGCAGCUCAAUUUAUGACGGCGACUCAGCUAAUUUACGGAGUUCCGUCAAUUACACUAAUGCUAUUUUUUCUAUUUUAUCUUGGAAAUUCGAAAAUCUAUACAAACUCUUUUUAUAGGAUUGUUCAAAUUAGUUUGCUAGUGAAUAUUUCGUGCUUUGCCAACACCUGGUUUGCAAUUCGUCUGGAAAAGCAUCCCAGUUGCAUUUUCAUGCUAAAAUGGAUUGAAACUUUUCUGCCAGGCGCUCUAACACUUGCAAAAUAUCAUGCUUAUUGGUUUAUGCAUAUGCAGUUCCUGACAACUGCAAUUUUAAGUGUUCAUCGGAUACUUACAGUAAUGUUUGCCGGGAAAUUUGAAAGGUUUUGCUACCGAUGGUACCCGGCAAUUGGAAUAUCCAUGUUUGUAUACAGUCACCUCCCGAAAUUAUUAUGGCCCGGGUUCACGUUUGAGGUGCAUAUUGUUAAUGGAACACUUAUGAAAACUAGAUUCAACUUGGUUUACGUAAAUGCAAUUAAUAUUAAUGCAAUAUUUUCUUCGAUAUAUUUCAUUUUAAUCUUGACAAUUGGAAUCGCUACGGUGGUUUUGGUGACAAAAAAGUUAAAAGCUGUCAACCUUCCAACCGACCGAAUUUCCAAAAAACUUACACGCUUGGCCCUGGUCUACUGCUUUUUGUACACUGGGAUUUUGCUGUGGAGCGUGAUUGCUUCUAUCGACUCGAGUUUCCCAUUUCUUCCAGCCUUCAUUGUCAAUCACAAUUUCACACUUCUCACUUAUCUCUCAGAUAUUAUGACAUUAUCCCUUCCAUAUAUUCUCAUAGCAUUUGACUCCAACAUUCAGCAACAAGUGUUCAGAAAAAAGAGACGGGUUAUUUCUGUAGUGGCGACUAGUGCGAUGAUGUCAUAA
Molecule: messenger RNA, 948 nt
Organism: Caenorhabditis elegans
Lineage: Eukaryota; Metazoa; Nematoda; Chromadorea; Rhabditida; Rhabditidae
Gene: srg-59
Product: Serpentine receptor class gamma
Exons: 5
Coding region: 1-948 (315 amino acids)
Biological process (GO): sensory perception of chemical stimulus
Cellular component (GO): membrane
Molecular function (GO): transmembrane signaling receptor activity
Source: RefSeq, marked reviewed